Messenger RNA from Arvicanthis niloticus (Nile rat), 4645 nucleotides. NCBI's taxonomy places the organism in Eukaryota, Metazoa, Chordata, Mammalia, Rodentia, Muridae. The record is from RefSeq and is a predicted model, not a curated record.
GGUUCCCAGGUGAAGCCCUAUGAGGGAUGGUUACGUGCCUCGGGGCGUGGCUACGCCUCCCCGUCCCAGCUGGUGAGAGCUGCUUGCGUUGGCCUUGUGGCGUGGGUGCACCGCUUCUCCAGAGGGAAGAAUUAAAUAUUAUGAGUAGUUCUGGAUUAAGAGACCUUGUGGAUCCGAAAGAAUAAGUCGUUGGGUUCUUGUUAAGAAUGCUGUUUUUUUUUAAUUUCUAUUUUCUCAAGACCAUAAAGUGAAUGCUGCUUUUCAUCUGUCUACAUUAUUGGUUUGGAGGUACCAAGUAAGAAACUAAUAUAUAUGAUGCUGGAAAUUUUUAAACACAAACUGCUAAUGAAUGAAAGGCUUAAAACAGAUAUAUUUUUGAAGUUACCAGAAAAAUGACUGUGAAAACAGGGAUCAAGAAGACUGAUGGAAAACCACUUAGGAGGGAACCAUAGAAGAUGUACACUUCAGAAGAGAAAUGUAACCAGAGAACUCAAAAAAGGAAAAUAUACCAUGUAUGCCCUCAGAAGGGGAAAAAGAUUUAUAUUCAUGUGCAUGAAAUUACUCAAAUAGAUAAUCAAAUAUAUCAGUGCCUUGAACGUGAACAAAACUUCUGUGAAAACUUAGCACGAAUGUGUGAGAGAACAUACACUGGGGAGAAACCUUAUAGAUGUGAUAUGUGUGAGAAAACCUUCAUCCAAAGUUCAGAUCUUUUUUCCCACCAGAGGAUCCAUAAUUAUGAGAAACCUUAUAAGUGUAGCAAAUGUGAGAAGAGCUUUUGGCACCACUUAGCCCUUUCAGGACACCAGAGAACACAUGCAGGUAAAAAGUUUUAUACCUGUGAUAUCUGUGGCAAGAAUUUUGGUCAGAGCUCUGAUCUGCUUGUCCACCAGCGAAGCCAUACAGGUGAAAAACCUUAUCUGUGUAAUGAGUGUGAUAAAUGCUUCAGUCGAAGUACAAAUCUCAUAAGGCACCGAAGAACUCACACAGGUGAGAAACCAUUUAAGUGUCUGGAAUGUGAAAAAGCUUUUAGUGGGAAAUCAGAUCUUAUUAGCCACCAAAGGACUCAUACCGGUGAAAGGCCCUACAAAUGCAAUAAGUGUGAGAAAAGUUACCGACACCGGUCUGCCUUCAUUGUGCAUAAAAGAGUUCAUACUGGGGAGAAGCCGUAUAAGUGUGGUGCCUGUGAGAAGUGCUUUGGCCAGAAAUCAGACCUUAUUGUACACCAGAGAGUCCAUACAGGUGAGAAACCAUAUAAAUGCUUGGAGUGUAUGAGAAGUUUUACUCGGAGUGCCAACCUAAUUAGGCACCAGGCAACUCACACUCAUACUUUCAAAUGCCUUGAAUAUGAGAAAGGUUUCAACUGUAGCUCAGACUUUAUUGUACAUCAGAGAAUUCAUAUGGAAGAAAAACCACAUCAAUGGUCUAUGUGUGAGAGUGACUUUCUCCUAGGUAUGGACUUCGUUGCCCAGCAGAAAAUGAGGACUCAAACAGAGGAGCUCCAUUAUAAAUAUAGUGUAUGUGAUAAAAGCUUUCAUCAUAGCUCAGCCCUUCUUCAGCAUCAGACAGUGCAUACUGAUGAUGAAUACAUCUGUGAUAUGAGUGAAAAAGGACUUGAUCUCAGCUCUCACACAUCAGAAACCUCACGGAUGUCUUGACAAGAAGUCACAUAACCUUAAAAAUAUAUUUACAUAUCAGAAUUCAAUAAAAGAAAAACUCCUAGGUAAAUUCAAGAUUUCUCUUAGAUCUCAGACUUCAUUGGAGUCCAGAGAAAGAGUCUAUAGUCUUGGGACUGUAAGGAAAGCUUUAAUGCAGAGAGUGGCCCUGUCAGGUCACCUUUAUUAGCCACACUUGUGCAGAACUCCACAAAUCCUCUGGGUUUUGGAAAACCUUCCUCAAGAUUCAUACAGGUAGGAAGCCUUACAAUGCAGUAUGAGAGCUCUCCAGCAGUGUUAAGUCCUAAUUUUUACAAGACAAUUCACACCAGAGAACGACCAUAUAAAUGUUUUGUAUUGGCAGUAUUUCAGACAGUAUGUACACCUUAGUGGAUAUCAGAAAAUUCACCUGGGGAGAAGCCCCAGACGUUACAAGAGAAAGCUUCUAACAGAACUCUGACUUUCUUAACCCCUCAGAGAAGUGAUACUGGGGUAAAUGGAUAUUUUAAUGUGGCAAAAACAUGUUGGAGAGUCAUACUUGGGUUUUCAUCCUCCUAGACAAAAAUCAGAGGAACAAUAAGUAUCUGAAUGAAGAAUUUUUAGCUCUUGGGACACAUCAGGGAACUCAUAUUAGUGAAAACCCAUAAAUGCAUUGUGUCUGAGGAGCUAGAAAGAAGCUCUUACCAAGUUGGGCCCCAGAAAACGAGUUCUGCCGAGGAGUUGUUCCAGUAAGAGAUCUAAUUGUGUGAGAAUCUGUAUAUAUGCUGUGUAUGCAAAGAGCUGUUUUCAUAGUUGAAACACAUUGUGAAAAAAAAAAAUGAAAAAACUAGAGUUGUAUGGAAAUAAUGUCUUAGCAACCCAAAAGCUUUUCUGGAGGAGCUGGGGCAGGUCAGCGUGGAUCUGGAGGGUAACUCAGGUAAAGAUGCUUCUCUUUUGUCUCAACCACUUAAUGAUUUAGUUUCUCUUUAAAAUUUUCAUAAAUCCAAUAAAGGAAAGAAGUGUAAUCUUUUGUAUAAGUAGGGCGUGGCUUAUUGUUGGAAGAAAGCAGUGCUUUGAUUUUUGCUUCCUGUUUGGUUUUCUUGUUUGUUUCUUAAAAUCUCUUUGGCUAGAAUGGGAAUGGUGUGUUGCUAAAAAGCUAUGGAGUACUUAGUUUGGGUUAAAAUUCUUAGUUUCCCUUUGGUAUGAUCAACCUCAACAAAAAGAAUAUUCAGUUCUUUGCUUAGUGUUGACAUCUGCCCUCAGAAUUGUCCUAAGAUGUCCAAAAUUGACCCUAAAAUUUCUUUUUGAGUUAUCACUGGGGUUGUUGAAAUUUCAUAUUUAUAGAUUCACUUACUUUCAAGUUGAAAUAACAAAUUUUAGGAUACUGGUUAUGAUGAUAUUAUAGUAUUCAGGUUUUUGUGACUAGCUUCAUCUCUUUUAGUGAUAGAUACUGUAACAGGUAGCUUAGAGCAGAAGGAAUAGGGGGCAGGUUGUAAGCCAGAGAAAGUAGAGGAGAGAUGCAAUGAAGCAUUUUAAUAGAGAAACAGGACACUAAUUUUGAGGGUCCUGACUCCAAAGCUAAUUUUCUUCUUCAGUCUAUUAUCCUGAUACUUUCAGCAAAUUAAGCUUCAUAAUGACAUUUUUUUCAUUUCAGUUCUAUCAAGGCAAGAAAAAUACAGUUUAAUCCCAGGGAAAGGAUUGCAGUCAACACAAUAUAAGGUAUAUUCUUGGUUUGGAAUGCAGGAUUCUAAAUGUUAGAAAAGCAGUCAGCAGAUUGACCUGAAGUUUAAGGAUAAAUAUGUGUUUCCAGUCCAGUAGGGUAACUGAUUGUCUUUCAAAUUCUUUGGAUAGCUCAUGACCCAAGCAUCUGUCUAAUGGUCACUCCUUUGCUUUCUUUGACUUAAAAAACUUAAUAUAAAUAUAUCAAGUUCCUGCAUAUUUGAGACUGUAUAGAAUUAUUUUAUUGCUAAUUACAGUCCUGGUUUUAUUGUAAUCUGUUUAGUGAAUCCCUGAAUUCCAGGAGGUAUUAGUGUUUGGAGUCCCGAAAUUGGUUUGGUGCUACCUUACAUGUGACUGUAAGCUCUCAACCUGAUAAUUGUUUGAUAAUCAUAAUCUUAAGGCCAGUGAAUUUAGCUCAGUAAAGAAUCUGGUUCAAGUAUUUUUUCCUUUUAGAAAACUGAUUGUGUCAAUUGUUUUGUUCAUUUUUGUUUAGUUGGUUUGGUUUGGUUUUCUGAGACUGUUUUUCUCUGUGUAGCCAUGGCUGUCCUGAAACUAGCUAUGUAGACUAGCCUGGCCUCAAACAUACAGAGAUUCUCCUGCCUCUGACUCCCUAGUGCUGGGAUUAAAGGCAUACACUACCACCACCUGUCUCUGUGUCAGAUUUUUUGAUCUAACAUGUUCCAGUAAUUUUAUAAAUAAUUUUAGUACUAUGAAAAAUUAUCCAUUGUGAUAAAUACAUGAGGUGUAUAUUUUUCUCUGUGGGGAAAAUCAUGCCUAUCACUAGUAAAAGUUUGAAAAUUGUGAUACUUAACAUAAUACUGGUUGUGUGACAAUGGCAGUUUAAAAAAAAAAAAAAAAAAAAAGAAAGGUCAUUAUAAUAGACCGUAAGGAAAGAGACAAAGCUUAAAACAAUAGUAGGCUUCCUUCAGGCUGCCUCACUGGUAAUUGUCUAUAGUCUGAAAUUAAAUUAACAGUGGGCUAUUCAUCAAACAGAAUUUUGAGGAUGUAAAACAGGCCUGAGGCUUUUUAACUGCUAAGAAUGUGUUGAUACUACAUAACAUAACCUGAGGUUGGAGAGGACCACAUGGGAGCCUGUAACCAAAGCUGGAAGGUAACUUCUGGGAUGGAUGGAGGUUCCCUUGAAGCAGUGCCAAGGCAAAUCUACCUCAGGUAAGUAGUCAGAGUAACUUUUUCAAGAUUUCAGACCAAAUGAGAUAAAUUAUGUUCCAUCAAUGUACUCCUCUAUGCUUAUUGUUUUUGUUUGCCUUUAAUUCUUAAAUAAAGAUUUGUUCUGA